CACCCCCACUCCACCCACAGCUCCACCGCGUCGGCCGCUUCGUUCGCGUUGGACGCGCGACACGUCGAGGGAGAUAAAAGGCGGGAGACGAUGGCGAGCGAGCGAUAAGGAAUGGGGAGAUAGGAGAAGAGAAGAGAGAUACACAUUUAAAGGCAACCGAAGAUUAAAGGUCACAACCGCUGAGGACAGAGGAAGGCGGGCAGCAGGCCGGCUCGGAGCGGGUCGUUGUUGGGCCGUGAGGAGAACGAGUUGAGAUUUGAGGAGAGAUCACAAGAAGUUAUUCUUCUUCUUACCCGGAGUCAGUCGAACUCGGUGGGAACUUUCACCCUCAGCUCUGCGGCUCGCAACCAUGCUCGGCCGCGGGGUGAAGAGGAAGGCUCCGAGCGACGACGAGGAUGAGGUGGACGACGAGGAGGAGGAGGCGAGGCGGUGGUGCGGACUGCAUGCCGGGCUGCAGGCCCCUGCCCACCCGGUGAGCCGCCAGGCCAUGCUGGACCUGUCCCUGCGCAAGCUGCACACGCCACUGCGCCGCCGCUCCGAGCCGUGCCUGCGCCGCGCGCUGCUCAUCGCCAACACGCUGCGGCACGUCCACGACGAGGUGCGGCGCGACGCAGCCGCCGCUGCCCCCCCCUCCCACGUCCCGCGGGCGCCCGACGGCGACGACGAGAAACUGGAGUCGCUCUCGGCCGCCAUCGCCGCCGUCCUCAAAGACCUCGAGUUCGUGGAAGACGCGGCGGGACAGCCGUGCGACGCCGCCGUGCUGGUGCCGCCCCCUUCCCUGCAGCACCAGCUGCAGCAGCAGCAGCUGCAGCAGCUGCACCAGCAGCAGCGCAUGGACGCGCUGUUCGGCGUGGCGGCGGUAGCGGCGGCCGGCGGCGGCGCCGCCACGGGUUUCCUGACGGAGCUGGCGCUGGAGGACAUCUUCUGGGAGCCCGACGCCAUCGUCGACGCCUGGGGCCUGGCCAGGGGCGCCAGGCCCCACGCGUCGGCGUCGCCGUUCUCGGCGGCGGCGCUCGACGACGGCGGCGGCUCGCGGCCGUUCGCGGGCGGCGCCGCGACGGCGGCGGCGGCGCCAUCGCUGUCGCCGCAGCCGUGCCGCGUCGACGCCGCCGACAUCGGCGAUCUGAGCUUGGAGGUCAUGGUGCGGUCGUAGGUGGCGCAGCGUCGAUCGGCCGACGGGAGGGUGGGACGGCCGCCCGGCGCGUCGGCUCUGCGGUCGCCUUGGUGGAUUUUUUGGGACGGCGUCCGCCCCGGGUGGCGCUGUCGCGGUGGAUCGGGCGCCGCCCCGAGCGGACAACUCCAGAGGGGUCGACUCGGCCCAGUGAGCUCAACUUUGCGCAAAGUGAAUGUCGGUCGGCCUGCGGAGGAGGGACUGCCGCCUGACACAGGGAUGGGGAAUUUUCUGCCGCUGGUGUUCUGGACCGAGUGCUGCUGGCGAAAAUGUGCGCUUGGGCGCGCGGAGACAGUGAACAAAGACAAAAUGAUCAUCCGAGCAACCAUAAUUUAAAGUAUUUAUGUCGUCGCGACGGCAGCGUGAGGACCGGUGGCGUUUACGCGUUCGCAGACGCCUAUUUGAGUUAGUUUUUUCCCUCUCUAAUUUAAUUAAAAUUUGAGGUGAAUUAAGUUUUUUUGUAUUAUCGUAUUGGGACGAAUGAAUUGCAAAAAAAAAUUGUACAUAAGUUGCGGACGAGAUGGCGUGGAUCACGUCCCGGGUGCCGUGGCGAACAAAUCCACAUAUUUACUUUUCAAAUACAAAUAUAUAUAUAACAUUAAAACAAAUCGAGAACACAAACAAGCGUUUUUCCACUGGCACAUCCGAGCCGAGGUGAGCCGGCACGGAUACAGUCGUGGGCUUUUUCACUACUGACCGCCCCACGCCGUUCCGUACCGGGAAAAAAAACCCGCGGCAGGCUGUGGCCUCGCAACAAACAACAACGAGACGCCCAAAUCUAUCCCCGGUGGCCCACGGCAGGGCAACGGGCGGGGCCGGUGACGCGUUCGUUUUCGCCGUCGUCGCGUGGACGUCGCGUGGACGUCGCGUGGACGUCGACACACCGCGUCUCCACUUGUACGCUCUCCGUGCGACGUGAGUGGUGGAAAAUCAAAGCUAGUGCCGCCCACUCCAACCACCACUCCCCCCCCCCCCCCCCUCCAUGAACCGUGCCGGGCCCGACACGAUUACCCGGCACGGCGCACGGCUCGGUUGUGUCGGUGGAAGAGAGGUGGCAAGAUGGGACGAGGAGCGGUAUUUUUGUAGACGGGGUGCGGUGUUGCAGAUUGUGUGCCUGAGCAAAGUGCCUGGAAGUGAGGCGGUGAGCCGCGCCGUGCGAGUUCCUCCCGUGGAGCCAGCCGCGUGGACCUUACCAAGCGGGGGGAAAGACUGUAACACGCGAGGCUCAGCGCGAUCGCCAAUUGCACUGCGGCCCUUAAACGGUAAAAUAAAUGUAUAAUGUAUCUUACGCUCACGGUGCCAUCGCUUUACAGGUCACUUACGUGACGAUAAUUUACGUGCGAUGAAGAAAGGGCAUUGCCUGAAACGUCGCCUCAUUGAAAAUCUUUUUUUUUUCAUCGUAAGGCCGCUGUGCUGUUGACGAAUGUGAGGGGUGUUUUGUUAGUUGGUUGUUGCCGCCAACGUAGCGGCAACAGCAGCAGCGGCUUCGCGAAAUAAAUCGUUUAAUUGCAGCCGGGCCUGUCCCGAGUCUGUGACCUGGAAAAUGGACCACUGGAACCAACCGACGGAAAGCCAGCGGCCAAUACGGCACGUCUCGAUGUGACCGCCAAGCGACGAAAACGACCGCUCUUCCGAAAUCCGCGCGAGCGACGCACUGCCGCGUAUUCCCACCUUCCGGCCUUCUUCGCCACCAAAUUCCUUAUUACACUAAAUUCCUUCGCCGCCACAAGAGCCGCCACUGGAGGGAGCGCUAGAGAGAGCCGCCCCCUCAAGAGGGCACGCAAGUACAAGUCCCCGGUUUUUCUUUUUUGACUUUCAAAGAAUCGUCAAACCCGCGGCGCAACCCGUGCAGGUUUGGGUGCGUCGGGCCACCAAAGCCAUGGGCAUGUGCGCGGUGCAUCUAAACUAAAAAUAUUUGUAUAUUUUGCUAGGUAAGGCCCGCUUACCAGACGAUGGCUCUUCUUCCGUCAGCCACUUUGGUUGUAACUCCACGCUGCCGUUAUGUUUUGGCGGUCGCAAAAAAAUAUCCCACCCCCCCCCCCCCCAACGUCCGACUCUAGCAGCCCCCCUCCGCCGUGAAUCCUCUGUCCGGGUUGUUUCCUCCCCGGUAGUUCCACGGGUAAAAUACGAAACUCGCUAGAACGCAUGAACGCGGCCCUCCCGGAUUGGGACCGCGCAUUUGAGCACGGUUUUGCACCCGCGAGAUUUUUCCCACGCGCCGCUGCGGGCACACGUAGGUGGAGAUGGGUCCGGGGGGGGUGGUGUGUCCACGAGUUGAAUGCAACGGUGGAAGUAAGAAACGCUCACCGCUUGGCCCCAAGCUUUUGCCACGCACUACUGCGGGAGGGGAGGGUGGGGGCGGAGGGGCAUGUUCGUUCGCAGGUCGAGUGCAACGAUAGAAGUAAAGAGACGCUCGACCCCGCAGCGCAACCCGGGAUAACCGCGCUCAGAUUCUAAGCGGCCUUGAGAACUGGUGGCCCACGGGUAAAAUGUACGAAUGAAUGCUCGUGAGUUGAAUGAAAAGCCUCUUGGCAUAUAUAGAGGACUGCAGAGCUCGGGGAAUUGUUGUUAAAGCCGGCUCCUCACCGCCGGACUCCCCCUCAUCUGUGGCUUCUGGACGAUCACGAGAGACGCAGUUUGCAUGGAUGACGACGACGAUGCCGUAGAUUAAAACAUAAACUGAAAUGAAACGUGGGUGAUCAUUGCCGCUAAUCAUGCUAAUCGGCCACCGAGAUUACGAGCGUGAGGAGCGGGCUAACGUUCGAAUCAGCCGUGCCCCCGUAGACGAACAAAAUUAUUCGCGAGCGCGGUUUAGCCACGACCAGAAAAAACCCGCCCAUGAACUGUUCAGAGCCAAACUUUGUUUACGUUUUCAGUAAGUUUGUGACGGUCAAGUGGUGGUCCCGUUCUGCGUGGAGUUCCUCGGCAUUCCGCCAGCCUCAAUUUAUACACCGCCCUGGCCAAUCGUGAACCGUCUUCGGGAACAGGAAGAGGUAUCGGUGUCGACGAGAAGUGGAUGCCACCACAGGAGAUUGCAUCAAACACUAAGUCGGGUACUGAGCCGGUAAACGUGCAACUUUCACCCGGCGUUGGCAUGUGACUCCAAGCCGUUUGGCCCAACGUUGGCCCAGCAUCCCAUGUUCACCGGGCAAGUACCUGGACGAAUAUGCAACAAAGUAUUUGCAAGUUGUUAAGUCCCUGAACGCCUGCGCAGCACUUGCCGCCGUUUCUUUUGUGCCCCAUUUAAAAUUUCAAGAGGUGACCCUGUUAACGCGGUCGCACCCCACGUGACCUCGUCACACCCCCCCCCACUCCCGUCGGAUGCGUGUCUGCAAGCUGAUUUUAAAAAGGUCACUUGAAGCGAUCUCGGAGGUAGCUCUGUGGUGUCCGCUUCCCGGGGGGUUUGUGGGGCCGUUCUCCAACACGAAAGGGAUUUUUGUUAACUGCUCUGCUCGAGUGUCUGCGGAUGGAUUCCUUUUGCUCUCCUGACGACGUGACGCCAGUGGCGCCAUCGUCGGGAUAACGCGAUGAGAGUCUAAAUAAAUCUACGAGGAUGUUUUUGUUGUGAAGGAGUGUUCCCCGCGCGAGCCGGAAGAAAGCCAUCGGAGCUUCAAUCGGCAGCCGAUGCGGUGCCACAUUUUUGAACGGAACACACGCCAAGUAUCCACGUGCGUACGUGCGUUGUACUUCCUUUGCGCCGUACGUAGCCAGCCGUACUAAUCGGCGGUGCAGGCGAAAGAUCAACGAGCUGAACGCAAAAAGGGGAGCGAUCUUGUUGCGAGAUGUUCUUCAGCAAGGUCAAAGUAAAGUUUCAGCGACCCUGCGAUUUCUUGGCCAACGCCACUCACUGCUGGAGGAGGUGGGCGGGGCGUGGUGGGGGGGUCGUGUUUUGGCCUACUCUUCCACGUUGGAAGAGUGGUUGGAAGAGGAGUACCCACACAUGAUGAUGAUGGCAAUUCGAGCAAUGCAACUGUAAUUAAUAAACAUUUUGAAUUGAACGAACGAGGCAUUGCCAAUCCAAAGGAUGUCAUUUUAAUUUCUCGCGGA
Lethenteron reissneri (Far Eastern brook lamprey) is the source of this 5218-nucleotide messenger RNA. RefSeq lists its product as uncharacterized. NCBI's taxonomy places the organism in Eukaryota, Metazoa, Chordata, Hyperoartia, Petromyzontiformes, Petromyzontidae. Gene Ontology annotation, molecular function: transcription regulator activity. The record is from RefSeq and is a predicted model, not a curated record. Gene Ontology annotation, cellular component: nucleus.